Molecule: messenger RNA, 825 nt
Organism: Gossypium raimondii (Peruvian cotton)
Lineage: Eukaryota; Viridiplantae; Streptophyta; Magnoliopsida; Malvales; Malvaceae
Product: RING-H2 finger protein ATL8
Exons: 1
Coding region: 35-646 (203 amino acids)
Biological process (GO): protein ubiquitination
Molecular function (GO): ubiquitin protein ligase activity
Source: RefSeq, a predicted model, not a curated record
UCGGGUCCCCUCCAUCUCUCUCUCUCUCUAUAUUAUGGGAGUCUUAUAUUCUCCACUAAAUCAAACCCCCCAUUUUCAUUUCUUGCUAAUCAAUACUCCAUUUCCCUUUUUGUUUUUAUUUUCAAUGUGUUUCUUUGUAGAUGAUCCAGGGCUAAUUUUAAGCCAUUUCCUUUACAAAACAGCUGUUUUUUUAGCAGUUUUAAGAUGGGUUUUGUCUUGGCUUCUUAAUCUUAGAUUCAAAGACAUAAACUCUUUCUUCUUCACUCCUAAAUUUUCAUCAAAUUCUCAUCAAAUUUCUUCAGACAUGAUCAGAGACAACUUGGUUUUAACAACCUAUGGGGAUGCUAAACAAAGGAUGCCUUGGGUUUCUGACACGUGUGCUGUUUGCUUGUGUGAGCUCAAAGAAGGUGAUGAUGUAAGGGAAUUGAGGAACUGUUGCCACGUAUUCCAUCAAGAUUGCAUUGAUAGAUGGGCAGGCUAUGAUCAUGAUCAUGAUCAUGAUGAUGGAGAUGAUAAUCAUAAGACUUGUCCAGUUUGUAGGGCACCUUUGCUUACUUGUUCUCAAAGCUUUGGUUGGCCUAAUAAUGAACCAAGUUGGGCGGUUGAUAGGUUACUUUACCUAUUUGGUGAUGAUCUUCUUCCUUAGAAGUUAGAACCACAUAUAUUUAAUUAUCUACUUUUUUUUUAAUAUUUAAUUUUAUAGAUUGUCAACAAAUUAGGUAAACUAGAUUGUAUUAGAUUUUAAAUGAUUUUUUAUUUUAUUUUUAAUGGACUCACUAAUAAUGAUGUAUGUAUUUAUACCCAAUAUAUAUAUUUUUUUAAUUU